Messenger RNA from Phyllostomus hastatus (greater spear-nosed bat), 957 nucleotides. Its product is annotated as putative olfactory receptor 56B2. Gene Ontology annotation, molecular function: olfactory receptor activity; G protein-coupled receptor activity. The record is from RefSeq and is a predicted model, not a curated record. Gene Ontology annotation, cellular component: membrane. Gene Ontology annotation, biological process: G protein-coupled receptor signaling pathway. Lineage: Eukaryota; Metazoa; Chordata; Mammalia; Chiroptera; Phyllostomidae.
AUGUUGGUAAUGUUCCAGAAUCUCAAAGCCUCUAACAUCACUAAGCUCCAAGUCUCUGAAUUCAUUCUGAUGGGAUUCCCAGGCAUUCACAGCUGACAGCACUGGCUGUCCCUGCCCUUCACUUUGCUUUACCUCUUAGCUCUCAGUGCCAAUAUUUUUAUCCUGAUUGUCAUCAAUCACGAGCCAACAUUGCACCAGGGAACAUAUUUCCUGGGCAUCCUUGCUGUGGUAGACCUGGGCCUAGCUUCCACUGUCACACCAAGGAUAUUGGCCAUCUUAUGGUUCAAUGCUAAGGCCAUCAGUCUCCUUGAGUGCUUUCUGCAGAUGUAUUUCAUACAUUGUUUUAUGGCCAUGGAGUCAGGUGUCUUAGCCUGCAUGGCAAUAGAUAGAUAUGUAGCUAUUUGUCGAUCACUACACUAUCUAUCAAUAAUUAGUGAAUCUUUUUUGGUCAAGGCAACUGUGCUCAUGGCACUCAGAAACACCCUUACUGCAAUCCCAGUGCCUCAGAGACACUACUGCUCCCAGAACCAAAUAGAACAUUGUUUGUGCUCUAAUUUUGGUGUCACUAAUCUAUCCUGUGAUGACAGGACAAUCAACAGAAUCUACCAGCUACUUCUGGCCUGGUCAAUCAUGGUAUGUGAUCUGGGUUUGACUAUUUUUUCAUAUGCUUUGAUACUUCACUCUGUGCUGAAGUUGAACUCAGCAGAAGCUGCAUCCAAGGCCCUAACUACCUGCACAUCCCACUUAAUUCUUAUUCUAUUCUACUAUACAUCUGUCAUUAUUCUUCCCAUCAGUAACUAUGCAGCAGUGACAGUUCCCGUCAUUCCAGUGCUACUCACUGUACUAGAGAUUGCCAUUCCUCCUGCCCUCAACCCCAUGGUGUAUGCACUCAAAAACAAAGAGCUGCGGCAGGCUCUGUAUAAGCUUCUUAAGCUGCUACAUGUCAAUAGAAACUAA